Molecule: messenger RNA, 1128 nt
Organism: Rhagoletis pomonella (apple maggot)
Lineage: Eukaryota; Metazoa; Arthropoda; Insecta; Diptera; Tephritidae
Biological process (GO): protein localization to kinetochore involved in kinetochore assembly; mitotic sister chromatid segregation; mitotic spindle assembly checkpoint signaling
Cellular component (GO): cytoplasm; kinetochore microtubule; RZZ complex
Molecular function (GO): small GTPase binding
Source: RefSeq, a predicted model, not a curated record
ACAACCAAGCGAAAUAUUCCUUUAUUUCAAGCCAUUUGCGUUAUGUUUGGGGGUGUUUGAAUGUUUGAAAACUCUUUGAGGGAACAUGUUUGCUUGGUUAAUGACGAAAUCGGAAAAGUAUUUUGAAGUAUGUUUGACGAGCCGCUUGUGUGGUGUAUCUCGCUCUUUAGACAGAAAUUGCCUAACUUUUUUUGUCCCAAUACCGACGCUCCAUUUUCUUUUCAUGUUUAAAAUUACCAUAGAUGUCGCAAGUGGGAAAAAUUAGAAUGUCACAAUAAACAAAGUAUUUGAAUGACAAAGGGAAAACCGCGUCUCAAAAGUUUAAAACAUUUUACAAAAGUGAAAAAAAUCUAACUCCUUGAAGUAAAUAAUGUGGUGCAAUUUCGAGCAAUCUCCAGUUGAGGAAGAUACAAUUUCCAACGCCUUCUCCUCACGUGGAAUUUUUAGGAUUCAGAGUGGAGAAGAGGUAAAGGAGUACCCGCAAGUACACGCUUCACUGCAAAACCAAAAAGUGGUUAUCUCUGUGGAUAAAAGUCUAAUAUUGCUGGAAGACGAGUUGGUGGCGAAAUGUAGCUUCCUCAGCUUCAAUGCGCACAUAGAUGCUGUUGCAAUUUCGAAUUCGGGAAAUCUAAUUUUAGUAGGGUUACGUGAUGGCGAGAUUCAUGGCAUUUUUAUUAAAGGUCUACCGCUAUUCAAUGUAACCGUAAACGCUGAAGACGUACAUGUGACUGGGCGCACUUUUGCUGGCAUACAACAACUGGGGCAGUGUUUUCAUAUCAGUUGCACAAAUGGAAGUGUCUAUCAGCUCGGUGAAAUCAAUGAAGCGCUACUGGAGGCGAACCAAAAUGUUUCCCUCAACGAAAAUGAGACCUUCGCUUAUGACGCAAGCAUGUUAGGGCCAGUGCCAAUCGAAAAACUGAUAAGCGGUGGACGUGGUUUAAACGAUGCGGAAUCAACCGUUUUGAUACCACAAAUUCCAUUGGAAGCGUUUGAACAGCCUGUACCACUGUUUAUAGCCGGAGCGCACAAUUCUGUUUUCUGCAGAGAGCGCACAAACGAUCUGGUCAAGAUUACACUGCCUGAACAUUAUCGCGGCGUAAAACGUAUAUUUAAUUUAGAUAAUUAUAU